AUGACGCAGCGGAGCUACGGCCGUGUUAGCGACGGGGAAGACAACGAUGCCGACAGCGAGGCAGACGUGAAGGGGGCGCGGCAGCUAGACGCUUCCGUGUCCGCUGCUGCAGCGACAGAAGGAGCCACAGCUUCGGGGCAGUGCGCCGGCGAGGGCGACAGCAUCGAUGAAGGGCUACCGCUCAUUCAGCGUCGCCUGUUGUUUGGCAAGAAGGGCGAAGUGGAAGGGUGGAUGUCGGCUGUGCGCAGUCGCCUCCUCGUCCCACCGCAUCACCCGCUGUGCACCUCACGCAGUCUUCACCAGCUCGUGAGCAUCGUGGUCGGUCCCAUCCAGCAGCCGACGGUGUCGACGAUGCCAACGCGUCACCCGGAGCCGCAGUGGCCGCCGCACUUUUUGCGUACGAGCAGCAGCAGCGGCGGCGGUAUCGGCGGUAGCAGCUUGCUGGGCGACCCGUCAACGGACGACAACAGCAGCUCUAACUCGAGCGUUGCACCUCACACGAUGCGCCACCGCACAAACGCGUCGGCGGCAGCGGCGGCACGAUACCGUCAGGCCUCCUCGGUCGUCUACAAGCGCGUGAGCAGCCGCAACCUGGACUUUUCGAGCUCGCGCGUCGCGCCGCACCUCAUAGCAAGCAUCACAGCCCACCAUGUGCUGAGCUACCCGGCUACGCGGCAAAAGGUGCUGGUCAUCGACCUUGACGAGACUCUGUGCCACGUUUCCACCACCACGGCGAACAUGGCAGGUCCGCCGACUUUCUCGGAGGUCAUCCCGACCGCCUCGGGGGCGGAGCUCUUCCACGUGUGGGAGCGGCCCUACGCCCGCCUCUUUCUCUCCACAGCUGCGAAGCUCUUUAACCUUGUCCUGUUCACCUCCGCGUCGAAGCCGUACGCCGACACCAUCCUGCAGCGCAUCGACCCGGACCGUCUCUUGAAGUACCGCUACUACCGGCAGGACUGCCGGCUUGUCCCGCGGGGGCUGCUACGCAAGAUGUGCGCGGCAGCAGGCAUGCGCGGACUACCCUUGGGGUCGGGCGGGGAUGGAGGCCGCAGCAGCGUGGCGCAUGGCUCCAGCGAUUGCGGCCGCAGUGGAGGCGGCGGCAGCGGUAGCGGCGCCGAUCCGUUGGGCAGCCUCUCCUCAGGGGUCAGCAUUGGCGGCCGCCACAGCGGUUCUACGACCAACACCGACGAUGACGUCAACGAGAGCGGUCGCCAUGGUAGGGGCUCCACACAUGCGUGGGGCAACACACUCUCUUCCGAGGCCAAGGGACCCUUGCUUGGCAGCGGUGGGACAACAGCCAGCUACCAUACACUGGCGGCAUCUACUUUUGUUGGCACAGCUGCCGACCGCGGCGGCGUCGACAUGGGCCUUCCCGCUGUAGAGAAGGCUGCAAUGAACGAGCACGCCAAGGUACUAGUGAAGGACCUGCGGCUGCUCAAGGUGCCGCCGGAGCUGCUUGUCAUGAUCGACAACUCGGAGGAGUGCACGCUCGUGAACCCGGAGAAUACGCUGGUCAUACCCCCGUACAUCCCUGCAUUGUCCAAGAUGGCCCCGCCGGCGCGCGAGACGACGCGGCGACGUGGGAGCAGCGGUCGUGACGGCCAAGGUAGCGGUGAUGGUGCCGUGGAGGUGGAGCCGCAGAACAGUCUCAAGGCCAGUGACGAUGAUGCAGGCGGUACACUAGAGGAACGCACCGCUACAGACGCGUCGUCGAAUGCAGAUGACGGCGGUGCCGGUCGUGUGCAGGCCGCAGACGACGACGACGUCGCAGGCGGCACCUCAGAUGAUUCCAGCGUGGGCGACGACAUCGCCGCCAACGACGGCACCGAGGACGACGAGGAUGAAGUGCUGCUUGCGCUGCUGUCACUGCUGGAGUGCCUGCUGGUGGUUCCCGACGUGCGGUCGAUCCUGCGGCACGGCAAGCUCUAUUAG
Leishmania mexicana MHOM/GT/2001/U1103 is the source of this 1932-nucleotide messenger RNA. RefSeq lists its product as hypothetical. The transcript has a single exon. Lineage: Eukaryota; Euglenozoa; Kinetoplastea; Trypanosomatida; Trypanosomatidae. The coding region runs from base 1 to 1932 and encodes 643 amino acids. The record is from RefSeq and is a predicted model, not a curated record. Gene Ontology annotation, molecular function: phosphoprotein phosphatase activity.